AUGUCGACUGCUGUUCGCCGUCAAGCAGAGGAAACCGCCGUUGCCGCACCGCAAUUCAUCCCGCCCAAGAUAGGUUAUGCGCUCAAGCCUCAGACCAAAGUAGCUAAGCCUACCGCUGCAGCCCAGCCAGAUGACUCUAAGGAUGAUAUUGUACCGGGAUUCAUCCCACCCAAAAUGCCUUUUGUUGCAAAGACGUACCAGCAGCAAAAGUCUACCAAUGAACAGGCUAGCCCUCAAAGGCUUGCCUCAGUUGCGUCUGUCAACGACAACAAGAAAACUGCCGCGAAGGAUUCGAAGAACUCAAAAGACACCAAGAACGCCAAGGACAACAAGGAUACCAAAAACACCAAAGACACUAAGAACACAAAGACAAGCACCAAGAACGCCAGUCCUCAGAAGCUUGCGGCCCAGAACAAUGCAGACGAUGAUAAACUGCCCAGUUUCAUCCCACCCAGGUCACCUUUCCGAGGCCCCAAGAAGCCCCAACCUACUCAAUCUGUUCCUAGAGACACAGUGCCCCAAUUCAUUCCUCCCAAGAAUCCUUGGUUGCCGUCCAAGUUCAACACACGCUCAGCAAACGGUGAUAUCAAAGCUGCUUCUCAAGAGACUGCCAUUCCUGAUCCUGAGCAGAGAUCUUCUCGAGCCGAUCUUCUGAAGCGUGACGAGGAAGAUGAAGCUAAUGUCGACUUCGAAGAAGAGGACGACGAUGAGCUCAGUCCCUCGGACUUCCCCAAUCUUGGCGACUCUGAGGACGAGAAAUCCGACGACGUUGAGAACAAUGACUCUGAGAACCUUCCUGCUGUCGAUAUGUCUGAGCAACAGGCUGAGAAUGAGGAGACCGAUGAGGCUCAUAACCAGGAUUCAGCGAACAUUCCUGUUGCCAAUAUGUCUGAAGAGCAGGCCGAGAACGAAGAGGCGGCCAAUGUCCAGGAUGAAGAUGACGCUAAAAACUACUUUGGUGGUGACUUCGAUGAUGAGGACGCCAGCAAUGCCCCUACUCGUCUAGAGGCCCGAGGCGUUGCAAAGCGAAACAUGAUUUACUUCACAAACUGGGGUACAUACGGGGCGGAUUUCCAGCCCCAAGACCUCCCGGUGAAGCAUGUUACGCAUGUGCUCUACUCAUUUGCCAAUGUAAACGCCAAAGAUGGAACAGUACAAUCGUCAGACGAGUCGGCAGACACCGGGAGACUCUAUUCGGGUGACGUUGGGGGUGGUAACAACGCAUAUGGGUGUGUUAAGCAGCUGUACAUUCUCAAGAAAAAGAACCGCAAUUUGAAGAUGCUGCUUUCGAUAGGCGGCUACAAUGGAAGUCCAGCACUCGCCGCUGGUGUGAGCACCCAGGCUGGCCGAAGGCGCUUCAUCGCUACUGCUGUCAAACUCAUUACAGAUUGGGGAUUUGACGGCAUUGAUGUGGACUGGGAGUAUCCAACUAAUGCUCAGGAGGCUCGAAACUAUGUUCUGAUACUGAGUGAACUUCGAAAAGCCCUUGACAGGUACUCAGCAGACAAUAAGCUCAAUUAUCACUUCCUGCUCACAGUUGCCUCACCAGCAGGUUCAAGCCAUUACAACACCAUGGAUCUCAAGAACAUGAACCGCUAUAUUGAUGCCUGGCAUCUGAUGGCUUAUGAUUAUGCUGGCCCCUGGGACUCUACCACUGGUCACCAAUCGAAUGUCUUCUUGGACAAGAAGAACCCACUUUCAACGAAGCUCAGCACCGAUGGUACUCUCAAUGCUUACAUCGCUGCUGGUAUACCCCCUGAGAAGAUCCACAUGGGCAUGGCUCUUUAUGGCCGUUCCUUUUCUAAUACAGCUGGUCUUGGCAAAUCGUACUCCGGCACUGCUGGUAACUCGGAAGGAAUCUACCUUCUCAAUGAGCUGCCUCGUCCCGGAGCCAAGACUUCCCAUAGCUCUUCUCUUAUGGCCAGCUGGACAUAUGACAGCAGCAAGAAGGAGCUUGUGACAAUGGAUGACCUCAAGUCAGGCCAAGCCAAGGCUGGUUACAUCAACCAGCGAGGUCUUGGUGGUGCUUUCUAUUGGGAAGCCAGUGGCGAUAGAACCGGAUCCGCAAGUGUGGUUGCUGGUGUCCAUCGUACCCUUGGCAGUUUGGAGAAGAGCCAGAAUCUUCUUAAAUACCCCACGAGUAAAUACGACAAUAUUCGAAACAACAUGCCCUGA
This is a messenger RNA of Fusarium coffeatum, 2175 nucleotides long. RefSeq lists its product as uncharacterized. Gene Ontology annotation, molecular function: chitin binding; chitinase activity. The coding region runs from base 1 to 2175 and encodes 724 amino acids. Gene Ontology annotation, biological process: chitin catabolic process; carbohydrate metabolic process. The record is from RefSeq and is a predicted model, not a curated record. NCBI's taxonomy places the organism in Eukaryota, Fungi, Ascomycota, Sordariomycetes, Hypocreales, Nectriaceae. Gene Ontology annotation, cellular component: extracellular region. The transcript is spliced from 4 exons.